Molecule: messenger RNA, 369 nt
Organism: Mesocestoides corti
Lineage: Eukaryota; Metazoa; Platyhelminthes; Cestoda; Cyclophyllidea; Mesocestoididae
Source: the annotation of a GenBank genome assembly
AUGACACUCAUUUCAUCCUCUUCUAACGAUGAGGGCUUUUCAAAGGCCUAUUUUCAGCGGCUUCAGGAACGCGGACACUCUAGAGGUCCAAUUUUACUCCCAGCUGAUGAACUGAGUCGGGGGUUCUACCGUGACCGACGUCAACAUAAGGUUCCCUUUGGUGCGGCAAAUUCCAGCUCUGAAUGGGGACAGGAGGACUUUCACAACCGCGAAAAAUUAAGGAUUGGGAAGUCGCCUACUGAACGACUGGUUCCAAAACACUGGCUUCAGAAAAUAACAUCUGUUCCAGAAAUACGUAAGUUUGAGUUCACUAAUUCCUAUUUCGACCUAUUCUAUGUCUUAAAAUUUGUAAUCCGCUUCAUAGUUUGA